Molecule: messenger RNA, 3773 nt
Organism: Myripristis murdjan (pinecone soldierfish)
Lineage: Eukaryota; Metazoa; Chordata; Actinopteri; Holocentriformes; Holocentridae
Product: carnitine O-palmitoyltransferase 1, liver isoform
Exons: 19
Coding region: 102-2459 (785 amino acids)
Biological process (GO): carnitine metabolic process; fatty acid metabolic process
Cellular component (GO): mitochondrion
Molecular function (GO): carnitine O-palmitoyltransferase activity
Source: RefSeq, a predicted model, not a curated record
CUUUAGAUUCAGCCAGAGGAGAGGAGGGCCGGCGACGUCAGAAGUUACAGUUGUCUGAUUCUCACUUCUCGAAAUUUCUAUUCCCGCAAACUUCAGUAAUCAUGGCAGAAGCCCACCAGGCGGUGGCCUUCCAGUUCACAGUCACCCCAGAGGGCAUUGAUCUGCAGCUGUCCCACCAGGCCCUCACUGAGAUCUACCUCUCUGGCCUGCGCUCCUGGAAGAAGAGGCUCAUCAGACUCAAAAACAGCGUGAUAACAGGGGUUUACCCUGCCAGCCCUUCCUCGUGGCUUUUUGUGGUUAUAGCAAUCCUGGCAACUAUGUAUACACGCUCUGACCCCUCCAUGGGCCUCAUAGCCAAGAUACAGGAGCACUUGCCAGUCAGCCAGUCUAUGAGCGCCCAGUGCCAGACGGUGGUGUCGGCGGUGCUCUUCAGCACCAUGCUGUGGCUCUCGCUCAUCUUUACCAUGCGCCUCUGCCUCAAGCAGCUCCUCUCCUACCACCGCUGGAUGUUCGAGCAGCAUGGCAAGAUGUCCAACACCACCAAAGUCUGGAUGGCACUGGUGCGGAUCUUUUCAGGCAGACAACCCCUGCUCUACAGCUACCAGGGCUCAUUGCCAAACCUGCCUGUGCCCGCCAUCAAGGACACACUGAAGAGGUACUUGGAGUCAGUGCGUCCGCUGAUGGACUCCACAGAGUUCGAGCGUAUGACCAAGCUGGCCUCAGAGUUCGAGAGCAGCCUCGGCCACCGGCUACAGUGGUACCUCAAGCUCAAAGCUCUGUGGGCCGCCAACUACGUUAGUGACUGGUGGGAGGAAUACAUCUACCUACGUGGACGGAGCCCCAUAAUGGUCAACAGUAACUACUACGGCAUGGACUUCUUGUAUGUCACACCCACACCCAUCCAGGCAGCCAGGGCAGGCAACACCAUCCACGCUUUCUUACUGUACCGCCGUAAACUCAACCGAGAGGAGAUUAAACCCAGUCGUGUACCAGGUACUGUCAUUCCUCUGUGUGCAGCUCAGUGUGAGAGGAUGUUCAACACCACACGCACUCCUGGAGAGGAGACUGACACUGUCCAACACUGGCAGGACAGUGACUACAUAGCGGUGUACCACAGGGGUCGCUACUUUCGGCUGUGGGUGUACCAGGCAGGCAGACUCCUUUCUCCCAGGGAAAUUGAAUAUCAAAUCCAGAGGAUCCUAGAUGAUCCUUCAUCUCCUUCACCAGGAGAGGAGAAACUUGGGGCUCUGACCGCUGGAGACAGAGUUCCAUGGGCCAAAGUGAGGAAGGAGUACUUCAGCACCGGAGUAAACAAGCGCUCUCUGGACUGCAUUGAGAAAGCCGCCUUCUUUGUGACUCUGGAUGACGACGAGCAGGGCAUGAUGGGAGAAGACCCGGCUGCCAGUCUGGAUCGUUAUGCCAAGUCUCUGCUUCACGGAAAAUGUUACGACAGGUGGUUCGACAAGUCCUUCUCAGUUGUGAUAUACAAGAACGGGAAGAAUGGUCUGAAUGCAGAGCACUCAUGGGCAGACGCACCGGUCGUUGCUCACUUAUGGGAGUAUGCCCUGGCCACAGACAGUUUCCAGCUUGGCUACAAUGAGGAGGGUCACUGCAAAGGAGAAGUGGAUUCAUCUCUACCGCGGCCACAGAAACUGAACUGGGAAAUUCCCUCAGAGUGUCAGGAGCAGGUGGCCCAGUCUCUGGCAGUGGCCCAGGCCCUGGCUGACGAUCUGGACUUCCACGUUUUCUCCUUCAGAGUCUUUGGCAAAGGAAAGAUCAAGAAGUGCCGAAUGAGUCCAGAUGCCUUCAUUCAGCUGGCUCUUCAGUUGGCCUACUACAGGGACAGGGAGAUGUUCUGCCUGACGUAUGAAGCCUCCAUGACCCGCCUGUUCAGGGAGGGCAGGACCGAAACUGUUCGCUCCUGUUCCAAUGAGAGUUGUGCCUUCAUCCGAGCACUGGAGGGUGGAGAGGCAGCAGAUGUGUGCAGGCGUUUGUUCCGCUCAGCCUCAGAGAAGCACCAGCACCUGUACCGCAUGGCUAUGACUGGAGCUGGCAUCGACAGGCACCUCUUCUGCCUCUAUGUUGUGUCCAAAUACCUCGGAGUGGAGUCGCCCUUCUUAAAAGAGGUGUUGUCAGAGCCUUGGCGGCUGUCCACCAGCCAGACUCCCAUCCAGCAGGUGGAGCUGUUUGACCUGGUCAACCACCCAGAGUACAUUUCCUGUGGGGGAGGCUUCGGGCCGGUGGCUGAUGAUGGUUAUGGGGUGUCGUACAGCAUCGUAGGAGAAAACAUGAUUAACUUCCACAUCUCCUGCAAGCACUCAUGCCCAGACACUGGUGCCCACAAGUUUGGUGCUCAGAUCAAAAAAGCCCUGCUGGACCUGCUGCACCUGCUCUGUCCCGACCAAAGCGAGUCCAAGAAAACAGAGGCGAGCCCGCCCGAGGACAAGAAAGACCAGUAGAGAAUUUGAGACCACGAGGGGGAAAGGAUGUUAAAGGGAAGGUGUGCAAACAAUUGUGAAGGGAGUUGAGGAAACCUCAAGAUUUCUAUAAUGUGUAUGGAGAAUUUUAUAGCCAGUAGGACUAUAUUCAAGAGCUAGCUCCAGGGGGAGACUGGUAUUAAAACUGGAGUGGUGUUUUUCUGAUAUACAUUUCUAUUUGUGUGUAUAUAAUUUGUGUGAAACUGGGUGUGUGAGGCGGGCAAGGGUCCACAGAAUAACAAAUUAGGACACAUAUAUAUACAGUACUAUUUAUUGGUAUAAUCUUAAAAAUGUUCAAUAUUUUACUUGAUGCACAUCCAAAGCAGUGGAACAUAAUGGGCAGAGUUCAAACUUUCCUUAUUGUGAUUUUUUUUUUUUUUUUUUUUAAUUCGUUUUUGAAAACAUUUCAGAUUCAUAAUAGGAAGUGAGUCUUGAGGUGUAGCCCAGCCCGUGUUGCUGCUGGAAGGUCAGCAGGAUAAGGAGUCACUCAGGACUCCUGGCGAACUUGUUUUUUUUACCAUAUAAAUGCAACAUUGCUGCAACGGUGACAAACAGCUAUUUCUGAAUCUCAGAACCCUGGGACUUCUCAGUCUCUGAUGUUUAUAUUUUACUCUGCUUUCUUGAGUAACACAUGAUUGUACUGUUUUAUUGAGAAUGACAGGCUGUUACAGAAGUAGUGAAAUGGCAUGGCUUAUUCAAAUGUAUAAAUUAUCAUCAUUUUACUGUUAUUGUAAUCUAAUGCCAAGUUACUGAACCAUGCACAGUAAUGGCACUGAAGCUUUUUUUCCCCAAACACUCUCAAACUGCACAUACUGUAGGCCUGUAUUUCCUCCCAUUUCAGUCGUCACGAGAUAUUAUGAGUUUACCAGUGUGUUUAAAAAGUGAGCUCUGUCCUAUUCUGAAUAAUUCAAAUUAUUUCACUACUAUCUGUAAACCUGUGCUAGAUAGGAGGUAUUUCUUUUGUAUGUUUUUUCUCAGUGUAUUAUGAAACAAGCACCAUAACAAUGCAAGCUGAUAUUUUGGAACUAUACGUGCAUGUAGCCAAGCCCGAGCAGUGCCGUCUGUCGAGUCUGGACUUCUCAAGGUCAAGCUCGGUUGUAUGUCAACCAGUGAUAUCAGUUCUAGUGUAAUUCUUCUUUGCUUACUGCCAGUUUUUCUUUUUGUUGUUUCUUAACUCCAGAUCAGCUACCAAGUCGCUGAAUUUGUCUCACUAUAUUACUAUUGUAACCUUUUUUUAAAAGCAAAAUUAACAAGGAAUCAAAAAAAAAAUCACACUUUAUUAAAAAAAUGAACUCA